AUGGCAACUUUCCCUACCGCGCCCUGGCUCAUGAUAUCCCUCGACGUCUGCGUUCAACACCCCGAGAUCGCAAAGGUUGCCUACUGGGAGUUGGACCCGUCAAAGCCAGUCAGUCUAUGCGACAAGAUCAUUCGGCUCAUCACCGCCCUCCCUCAAGUUCGCAGUCUGAGCUUGGACUUGCGCGAUUUGGACAAUGCUCAAGUUGGCCAUAUGGUCACGCUGCUUCAUAAAUCCACCAACAUCCUUCCCCGUGUUCGACAAGUCAAAUUCAUCUCGGCUGAGGACGCUUAUGGAGUGAGCGACAGCGCGUUCAGCCCGAGCCUUUGUGGGCGCCUCACGUCCGCUUUCUGCACCGCGAUGGGUACCAAAGCCGACGAGCUUACCUUCAUUCGAGGCUGCGAUGCUGCCAACAAUCAAGUCUUGCUCGACACGAUGACAGCCUUUGCCGACAUCCAACCAGGCGGCAGUCCCCGCCGCCAGCUGAGACGCCUAUUGAUCGCCGGUUUGGGGUCCGCAACCGGUCUCAAUAUCCUCCCAGCUCGUGAGAUUCUGGAGACGGUCGUCGCGCCACACAGCGAGACUAUUGAGACCAUCUUUAUCGCUGAUGACGUGGACUUUGCACCUUCCGGUGGCCAUCAGGACUUCAAUACCAACCAGAAGGCAAUUGACCACUUGGUCAACGCCCUGGCUGGGAUGCCUGCCCUUUGCCGAGUCGCGUUCCCAGUGGUGGGAUUUCGUGUUGAGGGUGUUGAGCGCCAGGACGACAAGAAUCUCGAGAAGCUGGCUCUGGGUACGGCCAUGAGGGCGAUUGCGGGUGGUGUGUGA
Podospora anserina S mat+ is the source of this 825-nucleotide messenger RNA. RefSeq lists its product as uncharacterized. The record is from RefSeq and is a predicted model, not a curated record. Bases 1 to 825 code for a protein of 274 amino acids. NCBI's taxonomy places the organism in Eukaryota, Fungi, Ascomycota, Sordariomycetes, Sordariales, Podosporaceae. The transcript has 2 exons.